CACGACGAAACUGCAACGACGCGAUACUUCAGGGCACAAACCAUGGUGGACUUGGUGCCGGGUGGUUUGUCCCGGACGUGCGGCCACCGGCAGCGGUGGGUCCCUGCGUUCUUGUGGUGGGUCCUCCUGCUCUCGUCCAGCGGGCGGCUACCACAGCGGCACCACACGCAAGAGGGACCACCGCGGGGGAAAGGGAGACCCCCGGCCGUUUCCGUUUCCACACCGGGGACGGGCCCCUGUUCCGUCCUCGGGUUUUCGGCCACCCCGGUGGCACCGGCCCGCCGGAACCGUGCCUCCGGUGGCGAUCGCAGACGCGGGGGCCGCUCCGGGGGAUCCCUUUCCCGCGUCCACGGUUCGUUCCGGCCGCCGCCGACGGUGCUCCCGGGGAGCCCGGCCGGGGAAGACCCGGGGGUCGAACCGGAAAGGGCCACUGAUACCCGCAUCGAAGAGGUCUCGAUCGAGUUCUGCCCGGGGUGCCGCUGGGGGCCGAGGGCCUUUUGGACGGCCACGGAGCUCCUGUCGGUCCACGGAAGCGAAGGCGGAAGCACGGACACGGACGCGGGCAAUGCUUGUGCUCCGGGCCGGAUCGGGGGCGUUUCGGUGGUCCCGGCGGAUCCCGGGGUCUAUCGGAUCACCGCCCGGGUCGGGGGCAGCGAGGGGUGGGUCCUCUUGUGGGACCGGGCCACCGAGGGGGGGUUUCCCCCGAUGGACGGGAGAGCCCUCGCGGAGCGGGUGGACCGGUGCCUCGCGGGGGACCCCUCCUUCCCGCCCCUUGCCCCCCCGGAGGAUGGCGAAACGUCGGCGCCGGUGGCCGUCGUCUCGUACUGCCCGGGGGGCCUCCCGGGCUCGGGCCUGCGCAGGGCCUCCUACUACGGUCAGGAACUCCUGGCGACCUUUGCCACCGGGGAGCUGGCCGGGGUCUCCCUGCGGCCGCACGCCGGCGAUCCCGGGAACCUCAGGGUCGGCCUGGAGGGGAGGGACGACGGAGAUCCAAACCGGUGGCUCUGGGACGCACGGCUACACGGCGGGGCCUUUCCCCAGCCCAAGGACCUCAAGCGGUUGGUCCGGGACGUGGUCGAUCCCCGGAAGGACCUGGGGCACUCGGACGUCAGCCGCGGGGCCGGGGGAGCGGCGGCAUCCGGGCCCGCCAUGGAAGCAGACGGCGGCGAGUGCCGUUCCUGCGAGACCAGCGACGCGGGCAGCAAUAGCAACGGCGAAAACGAAAACGACGAUGGCGACGACGAACACAACGACGACGACGGCAACAGCAACGAUGGAUUCGGCUUCAUGGACGACGACGAUGCCGAAGAAGCGCGGCGGUAUUUUGGGGUCAUGUAGCACGAGCCGUGGCCUCGGUGUCUUUCCAACAAUACACUACGACGCGAUGCGAUAAACACAUUAGUUGAAA
Molecule: messenger RNA, 1408 nt
Organism: Pseudo-nitzschia multistriata
Lineage: Eukaryota; Bacillariophyta; Bacillariophyceae; Bacillariales; Bacillariaceae
Source: the annotation of a GenBank genome assembly